Molecule: messenger RNA, 2702 nt
Organism: Synchiropus splendidus (mandarinfish)
Lineage: Eukaryota; Metazoa; Chordata; Actinopteri; Syngnathiformes; Callionymidae
Product: leucine-rich glioma-inactivated protein 1-like
Exons: 8
Coding region: 446-2074 (542 amino acids)
Biological process (GO): myelination
Molecular function (GO): protein binding
Source: RefSeq, a predicted model, not a curated record
CAUUUCUACAUGGACCAGUCUCCAUGGCAACAGAAAGCAGAAAAGGCAUUAUGUAACUGCCGGGACUGGUGGUGUUGCAGGGUGUUAGGUUGGGUUCGGGGAGAGAGUCUGCGCCUGAGAGCGAGCGUCUCCAGCUGAUCCACGGGAGGAAGCCUCCUUCUUCAGGGGAGAGAGGGUUUUCAGCUGAGAGCAUAGGCGUGGUUUCGGAUGGAGAUGCUCCCGCUGGGCUCCCCACCUGCCCUCACUCCGCCUGUCACCGCUCUCCAGCGCAUCCUCGGCUGAACAUCUCGGCGCGGAUCGCACUUCCUCCGCUUCUCUGUGGACGCUGUACGCGCUGCUCCGGUGCGGCGCCCGAGGUGGCGCACUUUCCGCGGGGAUAAACGAGCGCGCGGCCUCGGUGGGGAAAUCAGCGCGGACCCCGGUUCAUGUUGACGCUUCGUAGGAGAUGGAUUACACGCGCAAGAUGCCCAAGCUCUCGCUGUGGAUCGGCUUGUUGGUGCUGGCCGCGGUGGCAGUGGAAGGGAAGAAGCCGAGGCAGCCGCGCUGUCCCUCCUCGUGUACUUGCACCAAAGAUAACGCGCUGUGCGAAGCGGGGCUCAUCCCCCGCUCCUUCCCACCCGAUGUCAUCUCGCUCUCUUUCGUCAAGUCUGAAUUCACCGAGAUCCCCAAGGAGAGUUUCAUCCACACUCCUGCCCUGCACCUCCUCCUCUUCACAGCAAAUAACCUGGAUUCUAUCAAUGAAGAUGCAUUCAUGGGACUCCCUCACCUGGAGUAUCUAUUCAUCGAGAACAACCAGAUCAGGUCCAUAUCACCGUUUGCGUUCCGCGGCCUGAAGACGUUAGUGCACCUGAGUCUGGCCUACAAUAAUCUUGAGUCACUGCCCAAAGACUUGUUCAGAGGGCUGGAUGCGCUGACAAAAGUAGAUUUAAGAGGGAACCAGUUCACGUGUGACUGCAAGCUGAAGUGGUUGGUGGAGUGGAUCUACAGCACCAACGCCACCGUGGAUCAGAUCCACUGUAAAGGACCAAACUCGCAGUUGGAUAAGAAAAUCAACGACUUGGUGCCGCAAUCCUUCGACUGCAUCACCACAGAGUUUGCCUCCUAUCAGUCCCUGAAGUUCGAGUCCAUAUCUGUUGAGGCUUUUACUUUUGGGAACGACCAGUACGUCGUCUUCGCACAGCCCUUCAUCGGGAAAUGUAGUUUUCUGGAGUGGGACCACGUGGAGAUGGUCUUCAGGAACUUUGAUGAUAUUGACAGCACAUCUACGGUGAUCUGCAAGCCGCUGGUGAUCGACAACCAGCUCUUCAUCAUUGUGGCUCAGCUCUUCGGCGGGUCCCAUAUUUACAAGCGGGACACGUCCGCCAACAAGUUCAUUAAGCUCCAAGGCAUCGACAUCCUGAAAAUCCGCAAACCCAAUGAUGUGGAGACUUUCCGCAUCGACGGCGAGUCCUUCUUCGUCAUCGCCGACAGCUCCAAGGCCGGAUCGACCACCAUCUACAAGUGGAACGGAAACGGCUUCUACUCUCACCAGUCGCUACACCCGUGGUACCGCGACACAGACGUGGAGUACAUGGAGAUCUCCACCAAACCUCACCUGAUCCUGUCCAGCAGCUCUCAAAGGCCCGUCAUCUACCAGUGGAACAAGACCACCAAGCUGUUCGACAGACGCACAGACAUCCCGGAGAUGGAGGACGUCUACGCUGUCAAGCAUUUCCAGGUCAAGUCUGAGCUCUUCAUCUGCCUGACACGCUUCAUCGGCGACUCCAAAGUGAUGAAGUGGGAUGGAGCGCUCUUCAGAGAGCUGCAGACAAUGCCCUCCAGAGGCUCCAUGGUCUUCCAGCCCUUCUCUAUGGGUGGCUGGCAGUACGCCAUCCUGGGCAGCGACUACUCCUUCACCCAGGUGUACCACUGGGACGCCAAGAAGGGAGAGUUCGUCCACUUCCAGGAGCUGAACAUCCAAGCGCCCAGAGCUUUCUCACCGGUCUCCAUCGACAACCGGCAGUUCCUUCUGGCGUCCAGCUUCAAAGGGAAAACUCAGAUUUACGAGCACUUGGUCAUCGAUCUGAGCAACUGACUGGUUGUUGCAGGUUCAACGGCGAGAGAUUAUCACCCUAACUAGAGGGAGAGGAGCGUUGCUCUUAUUUUUCAAAGCCAGUGCAUGAUAAACAUGAUAGAAACAUCCAGAUGAGAUGCAUGUGGAGUUCAAAGCAUGCAUCUCAAGUUAGGAUAGACAUGAAUGCAUGACAUCAUCACUUCAUCGCAGAUGCCCCUCCUCCAUCUUCAUCCAGUGGAGGGGCCUCUUGUUGUUGUGUUCCAUCAUCCACGGCCUUGUUUAUACAUUUGUAGUCUCAUAUAUUUCUCUACGGAAUUGAACUCACUUUUUAAACAACUCUGCCAAAAAUGAAAUGUUUACAUUUUCGGUCUUUGCACUUGCACUCGUGAGUGAAGGUUUUCUAAGUCUCGGUGGGACGACAGCAGCGAUGAUGUUUCUUCUGGAGAUUGAGAUUUACAAUUUGUCACACGCCUCACUUCUCACGUACGUCUGCAUCCAUGACUUUUUUCCCUGUGUGUUUCAAUGAGAUUUCUACGUACGGGACGUGAACCUGAAAUGUGUUUGGACUAAUGAGAUUUCAUCAGCAAUGUAUCAUCAUGAUCAAAUGACUAAUUCUGAGCUAUUUAGAGUAAAUAAAGGCUUCCAUCAU